Molecule: messenger RNA, 1674 nt
Organism: Trichoderma breve
Lineage: Eukaryota; Fungi; Ascomycota; Sordariomycetes; Hypocreales; Hypocreaceae
Product: fungal specific transcription factor domain-containing protein
Exons: 3
Coding region: 1-1674 (557 amino acids)
Biological process (GO): DNA-templated transcription
Molecular function (GO): zinc ion binding; DNA binding
Source: RefSeq, a predicted model, not a curated record
AUGAAGAGGAAGCCUCGCAGACCAGCUGGCUUCAAAUACAUCGCACAGCUCGAGAAAAGACUCUUGGGAGUAGAGGCUUUGCUAGGAGAAAGGUCAUUGGGAAAGCCAACUGUGCCUAACAUCAUUUCGCAUAAAGACCAGACGACGGCCGCAACAUUACCUGACACAGCAGCACUGAUCAAAUCUCACAAUGAAAGUAAUUCAUGGAUGCCAGAGAAUGAGCUACAAGUUCCCUCAUUCGAACAUACGAACAAUCCAGUUGAGUUUCGCCAUGGAGCUACAUUUCGAGUACCCGACCACGAUGCAACCGAUUGGUCUACGCUUGGAAGUUAUGUAACUGACCGUAUGUGGCCUCGUUCCGCUCCAGAAUCACGCCUAGUUGCUCUACCAGCGCGUCAGCAGCUACCCACAAAGGCAGUCGCUGAGGAGUUGAUUGAGGAAACUUUCAGUAACUAUAAUAGGUUUCUUCCACUUUUUCACGAAGAGGACUUUUUGAGAGAGUUUCACCUCAAAUAUUCGACUUCUAGUCCUAGGGAUGCUGGUUGGUGGGCAUGCCUCAAUGUUGUGCUGUCGAUAGCUCAUCGCCUCCGCGCCAUACGCACAUUAGAUCCGACACAGGAGCACAUUCUGGCUUAUGGCUAUGCACAAAACGCUCUCAGCGUCGUCUCCGAGCUGAAUGUCUCCGAUCGAAGUCUCUCUGCUGUCCAGGCUCUGGCGGGUAUGGCCUGCCUUCUUCAGGGCACACCGGAUCCGGAGCCAGCCGCAAUGCUCGUGGCCGCAGCUCUACGCUUGGCACAGCUUAUGAAUCUGCACAGAGAAUGUUCCAGCCCAGGAGUCACGGAAUCAGAAGCCGAGAAACGGAGGCGGGUGUUUUGGAAGGUGUAUAUUCUUGACAAGGAUGUUAGUCUACGGACGGGCCGACCCUUUGGUCAAGAUGAUGAUGACAUGGAUGUACUUUUGCCAUCAAAAGCAAGUCUUGAGUCCGGAAAUUUGGACCUGUUCAACUGUCGCAUAGGCCUUGCACUUGUUCAGGGGCAAGUGUAUAAACAAUUGUACUCGGUACGGGCUGGACGACAAACGGCUGCACAGAGAGCGAUUGCGGCACAGGAGUUGAGUUCUUUAUUAUCGUACUGGAAAUCCAGCGCGCAGCUGGAAAUACUAGAGGACUUCGCGGCAUUACCAGGGUUCCAACUUUCAGGCGAGAUGAUACACAAAGUGGUCCUACGACUCACAUAUCUUCAUUGCCUCACAAUGAUCGAUCGCCACUUGCCUCUAGCGGCGAAACCUUUCUCCAACCAAGAGCUCAGCCGGUCUGAACCAAUGUCACCCCCAGGUAGCCUAUGCGUCGCUGAGGCACGCAAAGCGAUCCGUCUUAUUGAAGCCAUCCCCCAAGGAGACUGUGCCUGUGUCUGGAUGCUUCUUCACGCUUUCUUCGCUGCAGCUAGCAGCAUGCUCCAUAAUUUGACACAUAAUCCCAUAUCGCCAAAUGCAAUUUCAGAUCUCAAUCUCAUCGAGCCAUUUCUACGUCUGUUGGAGACACUCGCCAAGGAUCCAAACACAAUCUCACAGUCCAAGGAGCUGGUGCAAAUGCAUCGCACUUGCAAAAGCUUAAACCUCAAGGCCAAAAAGGCUGUUCAACAUUUCAGUUCAAAACCUCUGGCGUCCUUUACAUAA